Molecule: messenger RNA, 4092 nt
Organism: Portunus trituberculatus (swimming crab)
Lineage: Eukaryota; Metazoa; Arthropoda; Malacostraca; Decapoda; Portunidae
Product: T-cell leukemia homeobox protein 2-like
Exons: 4
Coding region: 159-1145 (328 amino acids)
Biological process (GO): animal organ development; regulation of transcription by RNA polymerase II
Cellular component (GO): nucleus
Molecular function (GO): DNA-binding transcription factor activity, RNA polymerase II-specific; RNA polymerase II cis-regulatory region sequence-specific DNA binding
Source: RefSeq, a predicted model, not a curated record
UACGAGGCCAGCGAGGGCGUGUGAGAGAGAGUGUCGCCCGCACGGUCACCGUCGCACGCCUUACACCCGCGGCCGCUGGUGUUGCUGCUGCUGCUGCUGUCGCCGUCGCCGUCGCCGCCGCCGCCGUCACCACGGCCCCCCGCCCGCCGCCCGCUGCCAUGACUGCCCUCGAGCUGGAGGUGGACCAGGAGGAAGAAAUUAACGUGGACGGGGACAGUCGUCCAGGCUCGCCCGCUCCCCCGGUCCUGCCCCGCCCAGCCGGGACCCGCGGCCCGCCCAAGCCGCCCACCGCUGCCCGCCUCUCCUUCAGUAUCUCGGCGCUGUUGGGCGACAAGGACCUCGGCAGCGACGAGGAAGACCGCCGCGUUGAAAGCGACGACGAUGAGGACCACGAAGACGACGAUGAGAGCUACGAGGAGGCGGCGGACGACUACCACAUGGGUUACGGUGCCUUGGGAGGCUUACCGCCGCCCUACGGUCCCCUGGCGGGCGGCGCGCCCACAGUGCUGCGUGUGCCGGCACACCGGCCCGUGGGCAUGGGCUACCCUGGACUGGCGGGCCUGGGGGCGGCACACCCGUGGCUGCCCGGACUGCCUGUGUCACCCUUCGACAGACCCACCGCCCUGGCGCCCCACUACCCAACCCUCGACAGGCUGGCAGGACCGUUCCCGCUAACCCGCCGCGUCGGACACCCCUACCAGUCGCGGACACCACCUAAACGCAAGAAGCCCCGCACCUCCUUCACACGAGUACAGGUGAAUGAGCUGGAGAAGAGGUUCAACAAGCAGAAGUACCUGGCGUCCAGCGAGAGAGCCCAGCUGGCCAAGCAACUCAACAUGACAGACGCGCAGGUCAAGACGUGGUUUCAGAAUCGUAGGACAAAGUGGAGAAGGCAGGCGGCGGAGGAGCGUGAGGCGGAGCGACAGGCCACCAACAGGCUCAUGAUGUCCCUGCAGGCAGAGGCACUAUCCAAGGGCCUCCUCACUGACCCGCCCACCACGCCCCUCUACAACUCCAACGCCUCCCUCUGCGCCCUCGAGAACAUCAAGCCGUGGGCGGAGAGGAACAAACCCACGCCCACGCCCACGGGAACUGACCAGGACUCCUACGGCAGCACCCCCGUCGUCUCGCCCACGUGUUCCUGAAGCUUCCCGCCGCCCCGCUAAGGGCUUCACUCACCAAGGUCUCCCGCGCUCGGAUGCUUUGUUUCAGUGCCCCCCUAAGGUCUGAAGUCACCACCUCCGUUUUCUUUUUCGAUUUUACUUUAUUUAUUUUUUUCUACAUAAUGUUCAGUUUGGUACAGUCUGUCCUUGAGAAUGUUUCGUUUUCUUUUCGCAUUUAUUGAUUUCUUAUUAAGGACUUUUCAUUUAUUUAAUUUUUACUUAUUUGUCUCUAUCUUAUCUGUCUUUAUUAUCUAUUGCUUUUAUUCAUCUAAGUGGAGGAAACUUCAGACCUAAAACAAUAAAAAAAAAGGGAAGAUUAAUUUUUGAACGACAGCUGAAACUUGUGACGAAGCAAAGAGUGUUGCCGAUCUUAAAUCAAUGGAGCUUCGAACUGACGAGACUUUGCAUGUGAGGCUCCAAAGCACAUUCAGAACACAACCCCCAAUUAAACGAGGCCAAAAAACAGAGAUUCCUCCCUCCCCUCCGACUUGGUUCAAUAUAAGUAGGGGUCUGGGACACUGCCUCCCUGUUUACCUGUGUGUAGGAAGGUGAGGGGGGGGAGGGGCACCACUACCUAUCCAAGUACCUGUGUUGGACAUGGGGACACGUACGUAGAUCCUAUACAGUAAACGGUAAACACAGAAUGAAUAUCUUCCUCUCAGUGAACCUCAUUUUAAUGCCAAAUUUGCUCACCCAACGCACCAUAACAGACAGAACAAGUAACAGUUAGCAUCAAUAGAACUCAAAACUGCAACACUUCUAAACCCUUCAGUACCGAGACGCAUUUUUGGAGUAUGAUUUAACGCAUUUCUACCUUGAUUUUUGGGUGUGAUUAGAAGAUUUUAUUUGCAUUAGGAAGGGUCUAUGGAGGUCAAAAGAUUAAUGGCCAGAGUCUUUACCAUUCUAAUCCCAUCAUAUGUUUCUGAAGCUGUAUAAAAUCACCAAAUAGUAACAGAGUGAAUAUGAAAACGCGUCCUGGCACUGAAGAGAUUAAGAAUAUAUCUCAAGUAUAAACAUUUAUAAUCCAUAUUGACAGGUGAGCAUAACAAAAUACCCGUGGAGUUAGUAAUGAAGGUAAACACGGUCCUCUUUCUGCGCUACUGAAGGAGGAGGAAGGUGCCUGUUGGGUGAGCAAGGGCGGCGAGGAGAGGCGUUCGUUCUUCCCUGUACCAUUGUAACGAGAUCCUGUACUGAGGUUCGCUACACCGCAUCAUAUAACGCACCACUGGUUGUCCGUUGUCCUCUGCCGCUGCAACAGUGUAUCGUGUCCUUGCUAUGUGUUCACUGUCCCUCCUUUCCAAACACUCUCACGUUAAUUUCAUGUAUUCGUUUAGUGCCAUCGUCUUAUCUUUUAUCUCUCACUUCCAACACUCCUCACGUCUUCUUUUCUAUGUUUGCUUAGUCCCAGCGUCUUAUCUUUUAUCUCUCCCAUUCCAAGACGCAUUUUCUUUUUUUCUGUUUUAGUCUUAUUUUCUUUAUCUCUCCCAUCCCAAGACUCCUCAUUUUUUCUUUAUUUCUGUUUGUUUCGUCUUAUUUCUUUAUCUCUUCUUUCUCAAUACUCUUCACGUUUUCUUUUUACAUGUUUCUUUAGUCCCAUCGUCUUAUUUUCUUUAUCUCCCCUUCCUAAAACUCCUCACGUUUACUUCAUGUAUAUUCGUUUAGUCCCAUCGUCUGAUUUUUUUUUUUUUUUUCCUAUUUGAGAUUUCAUUCUUUUUUUCGUGUCAUGUUUCUCUCUAAACUCAUUCCUUGUCGCAUUUCGUCUAUUCACUACAUCUAUUACUUGCUAAACGAAAGGAAUAAUAAUGAGGUAAUUCCUGAUAUACAACUAUUCAGUCUUCCGUGAAUCUUACAGUUUAACCUUCAUCGCAUUAUUUACCAACAGUUCCUUCCUUCAGCUCCCUACAAAUCUAAAUACAAGUACAGGGCUAAACAUUUCCUCCCUUAACCAUUCCUUCGAUCUUCAGUUAAGCCACACUUGUCCCUUCAUACUUCAGUUUAGCCACACUUAAUCAUUUCACACUAUUGCCAGCCACUCUCCUUAGGCACUAUACAGAGAUGAACCAAAUAUCGUGUACAGAACUGGUCUUAACUCUACCUGACCCCACCUGACCCCAUCUGACCCACCAGCCCUCCCACAGCCAACCCAUAAAAACCCACAAACCCACAAGUCUCUCCGUAACGGCUAAUCAAACUUGAGUCACGUCAGAGUGAGUGUGUGUGUAUGUGUGUCUUAAAUAAGUUAUCUCAAUGUUUUACCUGGUGACGUGAGGCAAGUAUAAGUGUUCGCGUCAUUCACGUCUUUGUAUCUCGCGGCCAUAGAGGUGUUUUUACUGUGGCGUCGUCCGUUUUCCAGUCUCCUGUGCCAGCCAGCUAGAGUUCGUGACAGUCUGGCGUUAUUUACCCUCUCAUUGUGUAAUAAUGAUAAUAAUGAAUAAUAAUUAUAUCAACGACUUUAAUAAUGAUGACAGGGAGUGAACGUGGACUGUGUGUGUGUGUGUGUGUGUGUGUGUGUGUGUGUGUGUGUGUGUGUGUGUGUGUGUGUGUGUGUGUGUGUGUGUGUGUGUGUGUGUGUGUGUGUGUUGAGGUGGAGAGGUGAGGUGUAAAUUACAUCAAUGCACAGGUAACAAUAUACACCUGUAAACAAUUAGAUCAAAUAAAACCAUUACUGAUUACUAUUAUCACUACUAUUAUUAUUAUUAUCAUUAUCAUCCACCUUUUCCUCACCUCUCCGCCUCACCUACCCAUCUUCCUGUUCACGUGUACACCUGUGCUCACCUGUACACCCCGCGACACAGGUAACCCCACCAGCCUCACCACCUGUGUGUACAUUGUGUAAAAUACUGGUCAGUUUGUAAAUUAUUUGUACAUAGAGGCGGCGACUUGACUUGUCUUUGUGUGAUAACUUGUAAAUAAAACGUGCGGUCAUUUA